Chondrus crispus (carragheen) is the source of this 618-nucleotide messenger RNA. RefSeq lists its product as hypothetical. Gene Ontology annotation, molecular function: DNA binding. NCBI's taxonomy places the organism in Eukaryota, Rhodophyta, Florideophyceae, Gigartinales, Gigartinaceae. The transcript has a single exon. The coding region runs from base 1 to 618 and encodes 205 amino acids. The record is from RefSeq and is a predicted model, not a curated record.
AUGCCUCGCAAGUCGCGCUUGUCUGAUUUCGAGAAAGGUCAAAUUCUAGCGCACAAAUCGAACUGUUGGACAGUUUCUCACGUUGCAGAUGAGCUACGACGCUCAAGGAACGUUGUUACAUCCUUUCUUCGAAAUGAAAACGGCUACAAUCAGAAAAACAAUGGCGGAAGGCCCCGGAAAAUGACGGACGCGGACAAGCGGCGUAUCAUUCGCGAAGCUUCAAAAGGCUUGCUUCGCUCCACAGGAAUUGUGAAGGCCCUGCAGUUGUCCGUCAAGCCCCGCCGUGUCCAUCAAUUGCUUCAAGAGACGGCUUGUUUGCGUUACAAACGCAUCGCAAGAACGCCUGCUAUGAAGGAACAUCAUGAAAAACUGAGAGUGAAGUGGGCAACUGAAUGCAUGACUUGGAACGACCGAAAGUGGAACUCAGUGGUCUGGUCCGAUGAGAAGAAGUUUAAUCUCGACGGACCAGACGGAUUAGCGUAUAAGUGGCAUGAUUUAAGAAAGCAGAAGGAGUGGUUCUGGAAAAGGCACAGUGGUCGAGCGAGCGUUAUGGUUUGGGCCUGUUUCGCUGGCACUUCCAAGUCCCCGCUGGUAUUUCUGGAGGGGAAGCAAGAUUGA